AUGACAACCUACAUCCCCUCCCUAACAAUCCCCUCCGCUGUCCUCCAGCACCCCGCCGCAUCCGUCCUGCUCCCCAUAGCCCUAGGAACAGCUGUCGGCUUCGGAACGCGCCCAGCCGAGACGCAAAAGACAUACUUGGCGUUGAAGCAGCCUCCCCUGCGCCCACCACCCUGGGUGUUUGGUCCGGUCUGGACAGUUCUCUAUGGCUUAAUGGGCUAUGCGUCUCACCGCAUCGCCACAAUCGGCCUGUCGUCCGUGUCGCCUGCUGUCGUGGAGACUGCGCAAUCGAGUUUAACCCUGUAUACAAUCCAGCUGGGUCUUAAUCUCGCGUGGAUGCCCCUCUUCUUCGUGGCCAAGCGCCCUGUUGAGGCGAGCGUGAAUAUCGUCACACUCCUCGGAUUGAAUGGGUAUUUGGCAUAUGUUUGGGGCUCCAUUGAUGAAGUCGCUGGGUGGUGCCAGGUUCCCUAUCUGGGAUGGCUGGGCUUUGCGACAUAUCUGUGUGUUGGCGCGGGGCAUUUGAAUGAUUGGGAUUUACAGGAGAAGGAGGUGAAGAAGGAGUAG
This is a messenger RNA of Pochonia chlamydosporia 170, 561 nucleotides long. Its product is annotated as translocator protein. The record is from RefSeq and is a predicted model, not a curated record. Gene Ontology annotation, cellular component: mitochondrial outer membrane. The coding region runs from base 1 to 561 and encodes 186 amino acids. Lineage: Eukaryota; Fungi; Ascomycota; Sordariomycetes; Hypocreales; Clavicipitaceae. The transcript has 3 exons.